AUGAAGGAAUACCUAGACAUAGUUAUGUGCAGUCUUGGUCCUCUCGGGGAAGAGUGUAAUAGGGGGCUUGGUACGGAGUCUUUGGCCUGGACACACCCUACGGAUAUAGAGAAGAGAAGAGAAGAGAAGAAGAAGAAGAAGCCCCGGGUGAAGGGAACUUUCUAUCUCAAAAAGAUGAAGAGAUGA
Nannizzia gypsea CBS 118893 is the source of this 186-nucleotide messenger RNA. RefSeq lists its product as hypothetical. The record is from RefSeq and is a predicted model, not a curated record. Lineage: Eukaryota; Fungi; Ascomycota; Eurotiomycetes; Onygenales; Arthrodermataceae. Bases 1 to 186 code for a protein of 61 amino acids. The transcript is spliced from 2 exons.